Hansenula ciferrii is the source of this 1482-nucleotide messenger RNA. RefSeq lists its product as uncharacterized. Gene Ontology annotation, biological process: transmembrane transport. The coding region runs from base 1 to 1482 and encodes 493 amino acids. The record is from RefSeq and is a predicted model, not a curated record. Lineage: Eukaryota; Fungi; Ascomycota; Saccharomycetes; Phaffomycetales; Wickerhamomycetaceae. Gene Ontology annotation, cellular component: membrane. The transcript has a single exon. Gene Ontology annotation, molecular function: transmembrane transporter activity.
AUGCAAGUUAGCACAGUAUUAGAGGUCUCAGUGCGUCCUUCUAUUCCUGAGGAUGCUGAUUUGGCAAUGGAUUAUAUCGACGAAAAUUCAUCAUUAUAUACCACCAUGACCACAGAUGUUAUCAAGAAAGUUGAUAGGAGUAUCAUACCUAUAGUCUCGUGCCUAAUGAGUGUCAAGAUGAUGGAGAAGAGUAUAACAUCAUAUGGAUCUAUUUUGGGGUUACGUGAAGAUUUGAGAAUGACCCAAGAAACAUACACAUGGGUCUCAAGCAUUUUUUACUUUGGUUAUCUGAUCUUCGAGUUUCCAAUCAGCUUGAUAAUUCAAAAGGCUUUAUCAAAAAGUUUGUCAACCUCGGUACUUGUCUGGGGAGUUUUGUUGUUGUGUCAUGCUUCCUGUCAGACAUCAAAUGGGUUUUUAACAUGUCGUUUCUUCAUUGGUAUGUUUGAGUCUGCCAUGUCACCAGCAUAUACAUUGAUAACUUCACAAUGGUGGAAGAGAGAAGAACAGUUUACGCGUUGUAGUAUGUGGUUUGGAUUUCAAGGAUUUGGUACUAUUCUGCAAGCCGGUGUUGCUUAUGUCCUACUUAUACAUGACUCUCAACUAGCUUUAGCCUCCUGGAGACUUCUUUAUAUAAUGACAGGUAUAUUAACAAUGAUUUUUGGGUUUUUAUCUGCAUUUUAUAUUCCCGAGAAUCCUUUGAAGGCACAUUUUUUCAAUGCUAUAGAGAAAAUGGAUUUUAUCCAAAGACUCCGUUCCAAUCAUCAAGGCGUGGGAAACAAAACUUUUAAACAAUCGCAACUAUUCGAAGCAUUCACUGACACUGUUUCAUAUAUUAUGUUUGCACAUGGUAUCUUUUAUUCAAUAGGUAGCUCUUCGUUCUCAAAUUUUGGCUCUAUGAUUUUGAUGAAUGAUUUUGGAUAUAGCUCAAAAGCUAGUAUUUUAUUGGGCAUGGUCGGAGGUGCAUUAGAUAUAUCAUUACCUACAAUAGUCGCAUAUAUGAACGAGAAAUUAUUCACGGGUAAGAAGUUAAUUAUUUGCUCAUUAGCAAGUACCAUAACUUUGAUAGGAAUGAUUGUUUUCAAGUAUGCUAAUGACAGAAUUCUCAGAUUAUUUGGAUAUUUCAGUUUUUAUGUAUCAACUAUUGUGAUUUCUGGAGUCAUCUCAAAUAUAGCUUCAAAUGUUGCAGGUCAUACUAAAAAGAUCAUUGUGAGUGCUUUAUUCCAUAUGGGUACAGCUGUUGGUAGUAUAAUUGGUCCUCAAUUUUUUAAAAAUAAUGACUAUGAACAGGCAAAGACAGCGUUGCUCAUAACAUCCAUCAUCGGAACAUUCGACAUACUGAUGUUAAUUACAAUCUAUACGUACAGGAAUUCUGAAAGGGAAAAGCUAAGGAUUAGUUAUGGUCCCAAGUAUAUUGCACCUGAGUUUAUUGAACUUUUUGACUUGACUGAUAUGGAAAACCCUGAGUUUAGAUAUCUACUUUGA